Molecule: messenger RNA, 507 nt
Organism: Moesziomyces antarcticus
Lineage: Eukaryota; Fungi; Basidiomycota; Ustilaginomycetes; Ustilaginales; Ustilaginaceae
Exons: 4
Coding region: 1-507 (168 amino acids)
Source: RefSeq, a predicted model, not a curated record
AUGACUGCAUCGACCGUCUCAUUCCCCGCGGCGCCGGCAAACGCCACCACGCUGUCCACCAUCUAUAUUUGGCUUGACAAGCGUCCGCAACAUCUGGGUGUCCGCAACACACGCCGAUCGGAUGCGCCACGCCGCAACCCCCCUUGGAGCGCUUGCAACAUCGACGACGCACACAAGGUCUUGCUCCAGCGGCUCUGCGGAGCCUCCUUCGGCCCCCGCCCAAUUGUCGGACCGACCGAUCCCGACGACCUCUACAUCGAUCUGUUGUCCUCCUCCCCGAUCCCCGAUAGUGCAGCUGGCCUUUCCUCUCAACAGCGCUCCACGACUCAAUCGAUCGCUAGCAGCACUUCUUGUCGCGGUAGAGUAGCUCUGCCAGAGGCGCAGAGAGGCAGGGCCAAAGGUCUGUGCGACCAAGGCGUGCAGGUGCGGGGGAACGGCUGCUGGGCGGAGAUCCAAGGCUCGUACGUCGAUUUGCAGAGCGGAGGCGCAAAGGGCUCAGGCAUCUGA